This is a messenger RNA of Homo sapiens (human), 4737 nucleotides long. It is a transcript of the gene TTC5, whose product is annotated as tetratricopeptide repeat domain 5. Gene Ontology annotation, molecular function: DNA binding; chromatin binding. Gene Ontology annotation, biological process: cellular response to starvation; DNA damage response; positive regulation of RNA metabolic process. The record is from RefSeq and is marked validated. NCBI's taxonomy places the organism in Eukaryota, Metazoa, Chordata, Mammalia, Primates, Hominidae. Gene Ontology annotation, cellular component: cytoplasmic vesicle; nucleus; cytoplasm. The transcript has 10 exons. The coding region runs from base 15 to 1337 and encodes 440 amino acids.
GGAGUGGCCGGGAGAUGAUGGCUGAUGAAGAGGAAGAAGUCAAGCCGAUCUUGCAGAAAUUGCAGGAACUCGUGGAUCAGCUCUACUCAUUUCGAGACUGCUAUUUCGAGACACAUAGUGUUGAGGAUGCUGGGAGGAAGCAACAGGAUGUGCAGAAGGAGAUGGAGAAAACCCUACAGCAGAUGGAAGAAGUAGUGGGUUCUGUCCAGGGCAAGGCACAAGUUCUAAUGCUAACUGGGAAAGCACUAAAUGUGACUCCUGACUAUAGCCCUAAGGCUGAGGAGCUUCUGUCAAAGGCUGUGAAGCUGGAGCCCGAGCUGGUGGAAGCCUGGAACCAGCUGGGUGAGGUGUACUGGAAAAAAGGGGAUGUUGCAGCUGCCCACACCUGCUUCUCAGGAGCCCUCACCCAUUGCAGGAACAAAGUCUCCUUGCAAAACCUGUCAAUGGUGCUUCGUCAGCUGCGGACUGACACUGAAGAUGAACAUUCUCACCAUGUCAUGGACAGUGUCCGACAGGCUAAGUUGGCUGUUCAGAUGGAUGUCCAUGAUGGCCGCUCCUGGUAUAUUCUUGGGAAUUCAUAUCUUUCCCUUUACUUCUCUACUGGCCAGAACCCUAAGAUCUCCCAGCAAGCCCUCAGUGCCUAUGCCCAAGCAGAGAAAGUUGACAGAAAAGCUUCUAGCAAUCCUGACCUUCAUCUGAACAGGGCGACGUUGCAUAAAUAUGAAGAGAGUUAUGGGGAGGCCCUGGAGGGCUUCUCUCGGGCUGCAGCCCUGGACCCUGCCUGGCCAGAGCCCCGGCAACGAGAGCAACAACUUCUGGAAUUCCUGGAUAGAUUAACCAGCCUCCUUGAGAGUAAGGGAAAGGUGAAGACCAAAAAGCUGCAGAGCAUGCUGGGAAGCUUGCGCCCAGCCCAUCUAGGCCCUUGCAGUGAUGGGCACUAUCAGUCAGCCUCUGGGCAGAAAGUGACCCUGGAGCUCAAGCCACUGAGUACGCUUCAGCCUGGGGUGAACAGCGGUGCCGUCAUCCUGGGAAAGGUGGUAUUUAGCCUCACCACAGAGGAGAAAGUCCCCUUUACAUUUGGCCUGGUAGAUUCAGAUGGACCUUGCUAUGCAGUGAUGGUGUACAAUAUAGUGCAGAGCUGGGGAGUGCUCAUUGGAGACUCUGUAGCCAUUCCUGAGCCCAACCUGCGGCUUCACCGAAUUCAGCACAAAGGAAAGGACUAUUCCUUUUCCAGUGUUCGAGUGGAGACGCCCCUCCUGCUAGUGGUGAAUGGGAAGCCUCAGGGAUCCAGCAGCCAGGCUGUUGCCACAGUGGCAUCGCGACCACAGUGUGAAUGACCUUUGACUUGCAUGCUCAACAGGGAGUGGAGGAGAGGAGACAAGGCUCUGGACAGCCGGUCCAGCCACAUCCAGUGAUUCAGCAGGGAUGGGAGGAAUGUUUUAAAUGAAGACUUUCUCUUUCCCUGCCUGUAUUACACUUCGUAUCUCUUCUCUCUCCUCUGUCCUCAUCAUGUUCCAGCUCUCUACAGGGCCACAUACUCUUCUGGCAUAUCUCUCCUGUCUCUUCCACUGCUCUCUAUGUUUUAAGCAAAGAGCAUGGAAUUGGUAGAAGUCUUGGGAUCUUGCCAUGGGACAGAGUCCCCAAGGUUCCUGUUGUUGCCUCCUUCCUAAGCCUCAUAUGUAUAUAUCAGUUCAGUAUUUAUUGCUAAAGGAGGGGGCUUAAUUUUGUAAUGGCUUUUAUUUUUAGCAAUUUUUAUUUUUAUUUUUGAACUUUAGGUCCUUCCUCUUCUUUGGGGCUGGAACAGAAUUAAAUUUGUUUGGAAAAAAAAAAAAACACCACGUAGUUUGGCCUGCUUUAUUCUCCCUAGGCCUGUAUUCUUUGUUUUAGGAUCACUUCAAUUUAUUGGAGUAAUACCCCCAUUUUUUUCUUUAUACAAAGCAGUUUAUUUCUCUCCCAGUUAAAAGAAUUCCGACAAUAGACAGCCCCAGGCAGGAAUGGCAACUCCACAAAGUUGCUAGAGACCAGCUUUCUUCCAUUUUCCCAUUCUGUCAUUCCCUAGGGGUGGUCUUCACUAUGGUCCAAGAUGACAGAGCAAUACUGUUCUAAUAGUGUUACUAGGCUGAAGGACCAGAGAGAGUUAGAUAAAUCCUCAGUUUCUUUAGAGUCUAGUGACAUGUUUUAUAACAGUUUAUCUUAAUAUCCUUGUGGUAAAAUGGAGAAAUGUGAGUGAGGAUUAAUAACCAAUUGAAUUGGCCUGGCACGGUGGCUCAGCCUGUAAUCCCACCACUUUGGGAGUCCAAGGCGGGUGGAUCACGAGGUCAGGAGUUCAAGAUCAGCCUGGCCAAGAUGGUGAAACUCCGUCUCUACUAAAAAUACAAAAAUUAGCUGGGCGUGGUGGCAGGCACCUGUAAUCACAGCUACUGGGGAGGCUGAGGCAGAGAAUUGCUUGAACCUGGGAAGUGGAGGUUGCAGUGAGCCGAUAUCAUGCCACUGCACUCCAGCAUGGGCGACAGAGCGAGACUCCGUCUCAAACAGCAACAACAACUGAAUGGCUGUAAUACAUUAAUGUAUACAGAUGAAUUGAGAAGUCUUCUAGUGAAAUGGCUCAGAUCUUUGUUCUUGGUCCAGUCCUGUUCAGUUUUUGAUCAGUGCCUUGAAUAUCAUUGAUGACUCAUUAAAUUUAUAAAGAGUGCAGAGGCCUCCUCAGAGAAUGGAUGGUAGAAAUGCAUUGAUGAGAGAAGUUUUAUCUAUCUAUCUGUCUAUCUAUCUAUCUAUCUAUCUGUCUCUAUCUAAGAAGUCAUAAAGGCUGAGUCUAAUAAGAUAAAAUUUUCAGUCCAUUCUUUUGGUCCAAAAAGGCUUACAUUCUCAGGUAUAGCUUCAACAUCAUAUAUGAAUAUUACUAAGAAUCUUAGUAGAUAAGCUAAAGUCAGUAUGAGUAACCAGUCUGAUAUAGUUUGCAAGAACACUCUUCAUGGACUGCACCAAAAAAACCUAUGGUAGCAAGAGACAGUUUUUAUUAGAAGUACUGUCUGUUAUACCACAUAUGGAGUCUUAAAUUAGUUUUGGGUGUCAUUUUGAGGCCUAGAGUCAUAGAAGAGUGAUUAGGAGCUUGUGGGGUAUAAAAAUAACUUGAGAAUUGGCUGAAAGCAACUAGGGAAGAUGGGGGUAGUAGUAUGUGUAAACAUUUGAGGCAGUAGAGAUGUGGGACCCAAAUACUGUUCCCCUUUUACUCAAAUUCUGAGAUGAGUUGACAUGUUCUGUGUAGGGCUAGAGAGUAGAAAAAUGGCCAGUAGGUGGUAGCCACAGAGAAGCAGUGCGUACAAACAAGUAAGUAUGCAAAAUUUGUACAUACGGUUUCAGGAAUAACUAGAAUACCCAUAAAAUAUCCACCUGCCUUAAAAACUAGAACAUCAUUGAUAACUUGGAAGCCCUUGCAUACCUCUCCAUGAUCUCAUUUGUCUUCACAGCUAUAUAAAUCUCAUUGUAUGAUUAUACCAUAAUUUAUUCAUCCUGUUGUUAAAGGAUAUUUGGGUUUCCAGUUUUUCUUUUUUUACUACCAAAGCACUACAUUAUUAAUAUUCUUGUAUAUGUCCUGAUAUGUAAGUGCAAAAGUUUCUUUUACAGCAAUGGCUCUUGAAGAGUGGUUCCCAGACCAGCAGCAUCAGCAUCCCUUGGAACUUCUUUGAAAUGCAAAUUCUCAAGCCCCCUACCCAGACUUACUGAAUUCAAAACUAUGUGGGAGGAGCCCAGCAAUCUGUGUUUCGCAAACCCUCCAGGUGACUCUGAUGCACAGUAAAAUUUGAGAACCACUGUUUAAGAGUAUUGACAUAGAAUGGAAUUGCUGGAUCAUAGAGUAUAUACAUGUUCAACUUUUUUGAGAAGCACUAAACAUUUCCAAAGUGCUUAUAUUAGUUUAUGUCUCUACUAUCAAUAGAUGAGUCACCCCAAUGCUCCCCAUCCUCUUCUGUGCUUGGUAUUAUCUUUUAGGUAUUGCAAAUACAGGAGAUUUGAGUAUUAUUUCCUUGUGGCCUUAAUUUGCAUUUCUGAUUAUUAAUGAGCUUGAGCAUCUUUUCAUAUAUUUAGAAGCCACUAAUAUUUUCUCUCGGUAAAAUGCCUAUUCGAGUCUUUGCACACUGCUGUAUUGGAUGUCAAAUUGAUUUAUAUAUUCCCUGUACUAAUCGUUUGUCUACAUACAGUUUUAUCCUGUUUUUUUUUUUAUUCUAUUGGGUCUUUUGCUGAACAGAAGUUCUUAAUUUCAAUGUCAUUGAAUUUAUCCAUCUUUUAUGAUAAUGCUUUUUGUGUUUUAAGAGGUUCUUAGCUCUCCUAAAGUCAUAAGGACAUUUUCCCUCUACUGCUUUAUGAAGUUAUUUUGUCCUUUUCUUACAGUAUGACUUUAUUUUAUGUUAUGUACGGAUAUAAUUUUUUUCAUAAUGAGUAAAUAGCCCAGCACCUUUUAUUAAAGAAUCAAUCCUUUCCCUACUGAUCUUUAAAGCCCAGUCUGUCUUUUUCUUUUUUUGAAAUUGUCUAGCUUUUUAAUUUUUACCAACCAGAUGAUUAUAAAAUAUCACAUAGUAGGCAUAAAUUACAUUUCUUUGUCCAUUCCUGUUUCUUUUUCUAUGAAAUCUCUGUUUUCUUUUGUCCAAUUUUUAUUGGGUUGUCUUCUUAUUGAUUCCUUACAUGUUCUGGAUACUAAUCCAUUAUAAAUUAUGUUUUUCAAAUAUAUUUAUCCAAAUCGCA